AUGGUGGAUAGUGAUAAUGAUUACACCUCAGAAGACAGUAAAAAGAGAAGUCUAGAGAUAGAUGCAGACAAUAUUUUUAACAAGAGCAAGAAACUAUCCAGAACACCAACCAAACAACAGAAAGAUGAAAACAAAAUUGAUCAGCUUUUAAAAAUGAUGCAAAAUUUAACAGAUCAAACACAAAGUUUAACAUCGGAGGUAAAAGGAAUAAAAGAAGAACAACGAGAAUAUAGAAAUGACCUCCGAGAAUUAAGAAAAGAAAUAAAUGAAUUCAAACAAAUCCCUUGGACUCACAUUUUAAGAGCCAAAUCCAACUCAAAAACUUCCAAGUCCCGUCGUGAAAAGCCUAAGAAACCUACAGAAGUAGAACCAAAUAUACUAGACGAACCUCUAUCAUGCAACAACUGCUUUAAAAUAUUUUUUAAUAAUGUUGCUUUUGCUCUACAUUCCAUAGAACACAGCGAAGAUCUUCUCUUCUCUUGUCAUUUAUGUUCUGUGAAGCUUAAGUCUGCUUAUAGGAUUGAAAAACACGUCAGAAGUCACGAGGGUUCGAAGAGGUACAAAUGUGAGGUAUGUGGGAAAGCUUUCAAGAUAGGCACUCAUGCUUUGGAGCAUGUGUAUUUCCACAAUGGUGAAAAGCCUUUUCCUUGUGAUAUCUGCGGAAAAAGAUUUAUGUACAGUAGAUUAUUGAGUUCCCAUAGGAGACUGUCACAUUACACUGUACUUACCGGGAAGCCUUUGGUAAAAUUCGACUGUAAAAUCUGUGGAAAACACUAUGAGUCAAAUCAGGGCCUGCAACAACAUUUGUACAGCAAACAUAACGACAAAGGUAUCGAUAAAUCUGUAAUAUGUGAGUUUUGUGGUAAAAAAAUUAAAAACAAGAAUAAGCUAAAGUUCCAUUUAAGCAUCCAUACAGGUGAUAAACCCUUUUCGUGUCUUGUUUGUCAUAAAAAAUUUGCUAAGAAGGACUUCCUACAAGCACACAUGCCUGUACAUACUGGAGAAAAGCCAUUUUCGUGUCAGCAGUGUGGAAAGUCCUUUGCCCAUAGGGCUCCGUUAUGGUACCACAGAAAAACCCACACUGGUGAGAAACCCAAUGUUUGUAAGAUUUGUGGUAAAGGCUUCAUUUCGAAACCAGCAAUGGACAUAUUGAUAGCCAGGAAGAUGGUCGGUUUGAAAAAAUCCCAGUUUGUAACCCAGCUCGUGAUGGAGUCACUGGGUUCUCAAUAUUUCUUACUUGGUCAUGUUGUUCCUCCUAUGAGAGACCUCAUCAUGAAUGGCAGAUACAAAGCCCUCUAG
Diabrotica virgifera virgifera (western corn rootworm) is the source of this 1299-nucleotide messenger RNA. Its product is annotated as zinc finger protein 501-like. Gene Ontology annotation, biological process: regulation of transcription by RNA polymerase II. The transcript is spliced from 4 exons. Lineage: Eukaryota; Metazoa; Arthropoda; Insecta; Coleoptera; Chrysomelidae. The coding region runs from base 1 to 1299 and encodes 432 amino acids. Gene Ontology annotation, molecular function: RNA polymerase II cis-regulatory region sequence-specific DNA binding; DNA-binding transcription factor activity, RNA polymerase II-specific. The record is from RefSeq and is a predicted model, not a curated record. Gene Ontology annotation, cellular component: nucleus.